Molecule: messenger RNA, 330 nt
Organism: Lactuca virosa
Lineage: Eukaryota; Viridiplantae; Streptophyta; Magnoliopsida; Asterales; Asteraceae
Source: the annotation of a GenBank genome assembly
AUGUCGGGGCCUGAAUUCCUCGUUGAGGUAGCGAAGGGCCUGAGAAAGGAUCUUGGAUUGUACCUCUUUAAUUUCGAUAUGAUUAGAGAUGGUGAAGGAGAUGGGUAUCUGGUGAUUGAUAUGAAUUACUUCCCUGAUUACGAGAAAUUGCCUUCUUAUGAAACUGUCAUGAUUGAUUUCUUCUUAAAUGUAAAGAAAUUACAGGAGUUGGAAAAGAUGAAAAAGAAGGAGAUCGAUGACAGGUGGAAAUUUGAUAAUCAAAAGAAGAAAGAUUCAAAAGCAGUCGGGUUUUAUGCCAUUAAAAUGGGUUAUGAAUCGACUAUCGAGUGA